AAACGUGUGAACUGCGUGCCAGCAGCAUAUGUCUAUAUUAUACAAUAUUAUCAGGGUCGUGCUUAUCAGUAGGCGUUACGUUGGAGGUCCGUUUACUCGUGUGAGAUCACUUAGUGAGCGGGGAGAUCAAUCGUUCUACAGUGCGUUACAUUUCUUGCUGCUUAAGUUAUUAUAGAUUUGCCUAUUAUCCAACGUAACACGCGCAAGAAGAUGUCACACUAUCGGCCUUGGGGCUCGAUAGACAACGGUCAGAUAGAGUUCGAGUCCUUGUCGGACGAGACCCUGGAGGGUGCUCUCGAGGUGAUACGAAAGACCUUCUUCCUCUAUGAAUCCGUAUCCAUAGCCGUGGAAAUGAAUUCCGAACCGGGAGCAUGUGCGGAACUCGAGGAACUCUGUUUAUAUGCGGCUAAAGACGGCGUGAGUGUGGUGGCUAUCGAUAUCACCACCAACGAGGUUAUCGGCGUAGCGUUUAACAAACUCCAAGUGUCCACCGACAGCUCCGAGAAAAGCUUCUUCGAGCGCUUCAGCGACAAUUGCCGGUACAAAUCGUCGAAGGCUCUGAUGGACUUCAUGAUAAACGUGGAUUCGCGAAUAAAUCUCUUCAAGCACUACUACGUCAACUGCAUUCUCGAGAUCAUGUUUCUGGCGACGCUGCCUACCUAUGGAAAACGAGGAAUAGGCGAAAUGCUGAUCACCUCGUCGUUGGAACUCGGUAAGGAGCUGAGACACGGGAAAAACGUGAGGAUACCCGUUACAAUACGCGGCAGCAACGAGUUGACGAACGCCGACGCGGUGCCGACUUUAGCCUCCGCUAUUAUGACGUCCUUUUACUCAUAUCGAAUCGCGAUGAAACUGCACUUCGACAAGCUGUUGGAAGUCUCGUACGACGAGUUCGAGUACAACGGGAAGAAGUUCAGCGAAAAAAUAAGUCAGGUACAUCGAAAUAUCUGUGUCUUGGUAGCCAAAAGACUCUCCCCGAUUUAGGUAACAAUCUUUGCGAGUAACUUUACAGGGACAGAGAACUGUCUCGCUUUGCGGAAUUCAAUCGGAUUUAGGAAUAAUAUAAAUUAGGAAUAAUAAUAUAGGUCCUGCCUGCACUAAACGUCGCAAGCACGUUACUAUAACAUACUAACUCGUCACAUGUUAUGGAGACAUCUUUAAUCGUUGAUCGCGUAACUGCCAAAUUUAUUAGAUAAAAAAUAGUAGUUUAUUAAAAAAACAAAAAAACUUUAAUAAAAAAUUUAUUUUCGAAACAGGAAUCACAAUACAUGUGUAGAAAAUUCGAUAAAUAGCUGAUUAAUUAAAACAAAUUAUUUGAUCAUUGAUACGUUACGUCGUUGCGACAUAUGAAAGACAUGUCAUUUUCUGCGAUUUUGCGAUAAAAAUAGCACGUUUCUUUCACAUAUUGUGCAGGCAGAGGAGUAUUAUUUUAAUGUAAUAGAUAUGCAUGUAUUUGUACAGCACAGCAUAUACAGUCAUCGAGGUCGUCUUUAAUUUUUCUCGACAACAUUCAAAACGCGAUAAACAGCCUGCUGUUCCGAAUGAGCAAUUGAGAAAUUUAAUUAUUCAAGAAAAGUGUAACUGCAAUUUUUAGAAAAAUAGACAAGUUUUAAUACAAGAAGAAUUACAAAAGUUUAAUCUAAAAGUGCUCAAAACAAACCGGUAAUCUGAAGAAGAAAAAUAGUCUGCGCUCUUCAAACUGUAACUCAAGUUAUGAGUGAAUAACGUAGUUGUACGCACGAGAUCAUUAUUUAAUACUUUGUAAUUAUUAAAAGUUUCGUUUUAGGUUCCGCUCUUUGAAAUAAUUUCAGAAUCGC
This is a messenger RNA of Wasmannia auropunctata (little fire ant), 1817 nucleotides long. RefSeq lists its product as uncharacterized. Bases 211 to 984 code for a protein of 257 amino acids. Lineage: Eukaryota; Metazoa; Arthropoda; Insecta; Hymenoptera; Formicidae. Gene Ontology annotation, molecular function: N-acetyltransferase activity. The record is from RefSeq and is a predicted model, not a curated record. The transcript has 3 exons.